AUGUUCGUGGCCGGGGACUUCAACGCCCCUAACACGGCCUGGGGAUACGUGGCCAGCAGGGCCAAGGGCAAGGCCUUACUAAACGAUGCCGAUGAACUUGACCUAACGCUCAUCACGAACGCCGCAUGCCCCACAAGAACGGGUAACUCGGUCAACCGCGACCCAACGCCAGAUCUUACUUUCGUCGGCAACAUUCCAAACUAUCAGUGGAAGAAGCUCUUCGACGAUCUGGGCAGCGAUCAUCACAUUGUUGAGACAACGAUUGACACACCAUCCAGAGAACCCAGAAAAAUGACGUACGUCGACUGGAACAAGUUUCGCGAGUUAAGACACGAACGCCCAACAAGCACAAACUCAAUGGAACAAUAG
Dermacentor andersoni is the source of this 369-nucleotide messenger RNA. The record is from RefSeq and is a predicted model, not a curated record. NCBI's taxonomy places the organism in Eukaryota, Metazoa, Arthropoda, Arachnida, Ixodida, Ixodidae.